AUGAAGGCUACUCUUUUCACUCUUCUCAGCACCGCUGCCACAGCGGUCUCUGCCGCGGCCCUUCCUGAUGGUGUUCAGGUUGUUGACAACCCUCUCGAAGGAUAUAAGAUUGUUCCGAUGGAGUGGACUGGUUCUAUCAAAGAGGGAGCCGAGCCCAUCACUCUGACUGGUACCGCUGAGGAAGUUGUUGCUCAGAUUCAAAAGCUGAACCCAGACUACGUGUUUCCAGAGGACAAUGCCAACGAAGCUGAGGUUGAAAAGCGCAGCCAAGGUCAUAUUAUUUGCAAAGUUGGUGGCUUUGGAGCUAUGGACGUACGGGCUGCUCACCGGGAAAGGAACUACCUUCGCUCGCUCGGGAACAACGUGUGCCAUGUUGGCGCAGGACCUCGCACGUGCACUAAGAUCGCCUGCGCUACUGGCGAUGCCAUCAUCCUUUGCAACGACAACGGUCACGCGAUUUCGCCUAGGUGCUCCUACCUCGCUGAUUACAUCGACCACAUCAUCGCAGCUUGCUCUUGGACAGUCAACAGCCCUCCUUGCACUGUGAGGCCUUGCGCUCCUUCUUGGUCUGUUCAGAUGGUCCGAGGGCAACAAUUCGAUUCUGACAACUACAAUGUUAUUGUUGCGAAAGACACUUGCUAA
Fusarium fujikuroi IMI 58289 is the source of this 642-nucleotide messenger RNA. RefSeq lists its product as uncharacterized. The record is from RefSeq and is a predicted model, not a curated record. Lineage: Eukaryota; Fungi; Ascomycota; Sordariomycetes; Hypocreales; Nectriaceae. Bases 1 to 642 code for a protein of 213 amino acids. The transcript is spliced from 4 exons.